AUUUUGCAUAAAUCAUAAAUCACAUCACAAAUAUUUUGGUUUGUUAGAAUAAGUCUAUUAUUUUCUGAAUGUCACUACCUGAAGUUAUACAUCGCCACUUCAAUUCAGUGAUUAUGCAGCUUUACUGAAGGCAAAGAUGUAAAAUCGUCCUGGAAAAUUACAAUAAAAAUCCAAACAAUGGAGUCCAGUGAAAGACCAACUGGUUCUGCAGCCCAGAGUUAUACUGCUGAAAGGUCAAAGGUCACAAUCUUUUCACUUGGAAGAGGAAUGUUGUGAAACUUAUGAAAAAACAAGCAAGUAAAACAAAAAUUAAAGGAAGGUUUUAUUGAUUACUAGCUCUGCCUUAACUGUUUCUCUUAACAUAUUUAGAAGAAAAAAAACACCAUUUAUUCAAACAUCAACCAAAUCAACAACCAGAAUCCCUCCUGGCUGUCCCGGUCUUGGUUUUCACUCCUCCCCACCUUUUCUUUCAGAUAAGGUGAAACUCAAAAGACCUGAAAAACCCUUCCAGCCCACCUCGCCCUCACCCCUCACCUCAUAUAAGUCUCCGUCUUCAGCAGCAGGCUCAUCACUCAGACUCACUGGAACGUCCAAUCACCUGGAAGAGAGCAAGCUUCAGGACUUUGGAGCGAGUAGGACGAUUCUUUGAGCAGAAACCAAGAGUGAAAUCUACAAAACCAAGAUGGGAAAGUUUGUUUUUGCUGUUGUUGCAGCUGUUGCAUCUCUGGUUUUGGUGGAGUCCCUGACAUGCAACAAGUGCUCCUUCAGUCUGUUGGGGAACUGCUUGAACGCAGUUAAUGAGACCUGCCCCUCCAACUCUAGUGUGUGUUAUACUGGAAGAGCCACGUUCCCGUCUCUGCCAGACUUUGUGGGCUUCAACAUCCAGGGCUGCAUUGAAAACACCACCGGCUGUGACGCAACCACCCCUGACACCAUGCUGGGUGUCGCCUACAACACCAAGAUCACCUGCUGCUCCACCGAGAGCUGCAACCCCAUCACACUCAGCGCCGCUCCGUCCAACAAGAUGACCUUCAGCGCCACCGUCAGUGCAGCCGUCCUGGCCUCCGCACUGGGAAGCAUUUUGUAAUUUAAUACGAAAGCUGAUCUACGUGUUUGUACACAACAGGUGCAUCUGAGUAAAAUCAAUAAUUAAAUCAAUGCAAUACUAAUUUGCUCAGAGCCAGAGCGACUCAAAUCAUGGUUUAGUUGUUUGCAGAUGUUUAAAUCAGGGAAGUUGAUCAAUGGGAUGUUUCAGAGAAACAUUGAGGUUGUUAAUCUUCCUUGAUGAUGUUUUGUUUAUUUUGUUUGUGCAUUUUUUAAUCAAAAUUUAUUUUUCCCUGUAAGUUUUUUUCCAUAAUAAACUAAGCUACCUCUAUCUAUGAAAACAA
This is a messenger RNA of Xiphophorus couchianus (Monterrey platyfish), 1388 nucleotides long. RefSeq names its product long neurotoxin OH-57-like. The transcript is spliced from 3 exons. The record is from RefSeq and is a predicted model, not a curated record. NCBI's taxonomy places the organism in Eukaryota, Metazoa, Chordata, Actinopteri, Cyprinodontiformes, Poeciliidae. The coding region runs from base 683 to 1087 and encodes 134 amino acids.